Podarcis raffonei (Aeolian wall lizard) is the source of this 2641-nucleotide messenger RNA. It is a transcript of the gene RPUSD3, whose product is annotated as RNA pseudouridine synthase D3. NCBI's taxonomy places the organism in Eukaryota, Metazoa, Chordata, Lepidosauria, Squamata, Lacertidae. The coding region runs from base 58 to 1107 and encodes 349 amino acids. The record is from RefSeq and is a predicted model, not a curated record. The transcript has 9 exons. Gene Ontology annotation, biological process: pseudouridine synthesis. Gene Ontology annotation, molecular function: pseudouridine synthase activity; RNA binding.
AGCGAGCCAUUUCGGGUUUAAUCCUUCCUCCGCCGAUUUGCGCGCGCGUGGGUCUGAAUGGAGCCUUCUGCUCUCCUCGGGGUCGCGAUGUUCCGCUCGAGCCCUUGGUGCCUCCUCUGCGGGUGCGGAAGGCCGUUCAGCUCCCGCGCCUGGUAUCAGUUGCUGCAGAAGCAAAGAGGCUCACGGAAGCCAGUCACAGACAACUCCAGUGAAGUAAGCAUCUUGAGUCCCACAAGAUCACUCAGCCCCGAGGAAAUGUUGAACCUGCUGGAAGCAUCAGUAGUGCAUGCAGAUGGUUCACUGGUGGCCAUCAGCAAACCCCCUGGCUUACCUGUGACAGGCAAACCGGAGGAGCUGACUUUGCUGUCUCUUUUACCGGAUCUAAGCCAGAAGCUUGGCUUCCCACAGAACCUCGAUGUGAUAAAAGCUGCAGUAAAGGAGAGUUCUGGACUUGUUCUGCUCUCAGGUUGCCCGAGCACCACCCAGCGCCUGCAGGAUUUCUAUGCCCGAUGUAAGAGAGCAGGAGAUCCAGCCGCUACCUACUGUGCUGUCACUACCAGGAUCCCUGCAGCCUCAGAAGGGGAAAUUCGUACAUGUCUCAAACUGAUAAAGGUCGAAGACCAUAAGCUGGUGGUGCCAGUGGCUUCCCCUUCUCGAGGCAGCCUCCAGAGGAAGGAGGUUAGAAAAACACAGACACUCUAUAAGGUGCUGGACUCCCGCGAAGGCUGCGCCUUGGUGCAGCUACAGCCACUGACAGCUUUCACUAACCAACUCCUGGUCAGCCUGAUACUGCUGCUGAGCCCUGCGCUAGGGGACCACGUGUAUUCCUCCCGUGUGGGGUCUGUCCUGGGGGAGCCCUUCCUCUUGCCAGCUGAGAGUACCCUGCCUCGCACACAGGUCCUAGAAGAUGCUCUGCUGAAGAAGCUGUGCCUGCAGCAGCAACUGGCGCACCGAUUGCCUCUCCACCUGCACCUGCACCAGCUCCUCCUCCCGGCCGCCGGCUCCCCUUCCUCCCGCACUGUGCUCACGGCUCCUCCGCCACCUUUUUUCCUGAAGACCCUUUGUCUUCUGGGCCUCGCCUUGCCGCAGGACAAAAACAAGCAGUGACAAGGCAUCCGAAGCGUUUGCCUCAGCUCAGCAGGUACCGCCUGCCCCGGUCAAGUGGAAGUGAUGGCUUUUGACAGCCAGAAGCAGGUCUCUGCCAGGUUCUUGCUGCGGGAAGAAGCGUCUCGUCUCCUACUGGCCGGAUGCUCACAGAGCUGCUGCUGAAGGAUGUGAAAGGGAGAGGCUUCUUUUAUACCUCCUGCUGUCUUAACAGGGCAGCAAAAGCAAUUUUUGGAACUUUUGGUGCCAUGCAGCAAUGAAGGUAGCAGCGAGGGAAACCUGGGUUCUAGAGUUUAUGUUUGCCCUGAUAAAUGCAGCCUCCACAGGCUGUGAACCAGCAGGCCAAUUGCGUGCACAUGGUUGCGCCAUGGCAACGCGAGUCAGUGGCUGGCUUGAGGUCCAGGCCGGAAAAAGCUUAGGCACACCCAACUCCUACUGAAAUCGGCAGGAGUGCUGCACUCCCAUUACCUCUGAUGGGGUGCACGCGCUCCUCAUGCUGUGUGGUUUAUGCUCCUUGCAGCACUAAGCAGUUGCUUGCCAAUGGUUGCCUCUGGCACUCAAGAUAAUGGCACUCUUCUGGGGGGUAAAGCAGCGUAGGCUUCUCUCCUUUAAUCCGUAUAUCUAUGAAACACAAAUGACUAAUGAAAAAAAUGUGCUUUGGCUUUUCACUAUUGAUUUUCUACACACACACACACACAUAUAUAUAUGUACCUCGGUUUAAGAACAGCCCUGUUUACGAACUAUUCGGUUUACGUACUCCACAAAACUGGAAGUAGUGUCCUGGUUUGCGAACUUUACCUCGGUCUAACAACGGAAGCCGAACGGUGGAAGGGCACCGGCAGUGGGAGGCCUCAUUAGGGAAAGCGUGCCUCGCUUUAAGAACCAAUUUGGUUUAAGAACGGACUUCCGGAACGGAUUAAGUUCGUAAACCGAGGUACCACUGUAUAUAUAUAAAAUCAGAACCUUUAAGCAUAAAGAGCUGUUGCUGAAUGGGUUUCAGAUAAGGAUCCCUUUGCUUAUUCUGUGUCUUCUAUUGAACUGAGAGUAAUUUUUAAAACUGUCCAGGCCACCAUUCCAUAUGAAUAUUCUCAGGGUAACUUUUACGUGAAAAAAUAAAUAACUAAAUGGCAAUAAGAUGAAAACGCAGCUUCAGAAGUGGCAGCAAUAUAUAAAAUUCUGUUUUAACGAAAGCCUGGGGAAAAGACAAAGGCCUUCCCCAAGUGAUGAGCAGACUGAAGGGCAGGUGUCAUGGGAGCCUCCGUGGACAGAGGGUCCCAUAAGCCACUGCUGAAGAAGCCCCACCCACCCCCAGUCACCAGCUGGCACCAUCCAUGAUGCCAGGAUGUGGGGGCAUGAGUGUGCAAGGUUUUGUAGGACUCUGAAGUGGGAAAUAGUUGGAAUGCUGGUUUAAAAUGUUGUCUACUGCUGGCAGCCGGCUCCUCCUCCCGUCUUAUCUGAAGCGGCUUUGUGUAAUCUGAAAGCUUGUCCUCUUCUCUGCUGAUACGAAUUGAUCCGAUAAAGGUGUACCUUCCUUGUU